AAAAAUGCCCGCAAUCCCCACUUUCGAUAACCUAACCCUAGAUCCUAAAGGGCCGGUAGGAAAUGCAUGGGGCCUCUUUCCUAGAAACGAUAUCGGAAUGCUCAACCUACUCACGCCAGAAACAGUCCAGCAAGCAGCGAGCGAAGAGAUUCGUACGGGAGUCCGGAUCUCGCUAGAUCUUGCCUUAGACCGACUCAAUCAUCCGAGUUAUGGGCGCAAACCAUUCAGCCAGGAAAUUGUGAAUAAAGCACCGAGGAUUGUGAAUGAUGAUAUCUUGUCGUUCAACACGCAGACAAGUAGCCAGUGGGAUGGAUUUCGGCAUUACGGCCACCAGGAUCUAGGAUGUUACUAUAAGGGGCAUUCGUUGGAGGAAUUACAGAACUCGUCCGUUAUCGGGGUGGAUUCAUGGGCAAACAACGGCGGCAUCAUAGGCCGAGGAAUCCUCAUCGACUACGCAACAUGGGCCAAAAAGAAUUCAAUCCCACUAAUCCCCUUCGAAACAACCAGUAUCCCCCUCUCCCACAUAAAGAGUGUAGUCCAAGAAAGUAACAUCCAAUUCCGACCCGGUGACAUCAUCUUCAUCCGCACGGGCUUCACAGAAGCAUACAACAAGCUUUCCCAGGAGGAAGAAGCGGCGCUAGCCCAACGCCCCCGUCACGAUUUCGCCGGCAUCGAGAACGGUGAAUCUACACUGCGCUGGCUGUGGGAAAACCAGUUUGCGGCAAUUGCAAGUGAUUCACCGAGCUUUGAGCCUUCGCCGGUUAUAAGGGAGGAUUCGCCAGCCGAGACGACUUUGCAUCAGUGGUGUCUUGCGGGGUGGGGGAUGCCCAUUGGGGAGUAUUUCGAUUUGGAGCAACUUGCAGAGCACUGUUGGGUUAAGGGGAGAUGGAGUUUCUUUUUGUCGAGUGUGCCGCUUAAGGUUCCAGGGGGUGUUGCGAGCCCGCCUAAUGCGGUUGCCAUAUUCUGAUACGUCAGGUUAUGGUUUAUCUCUGAUGCUGAGAAUGCUUUGUUUUGCAGAAAAAUGUGAAUUAUGGACAAACUUCGGCCUUGGAAGCAGUAGAUACAAAAAUAGGGAAGAAAGGUGACUAUCGCCACAUCUGCUUAAAUGGCACCGG
Molecule: messenger RNA, 1115 nt
Organism: Aspergillus alliaceus
Lineage: Eukaryota; Fungi; Ascomycota; Eurotiomycetes; Eurotiales; Aspergillaceae
Exons: 4
Coding region: 5-967 (320 amino acids)
Molecular function (GO): arylformamidase activity
Source: RefSeq, a predicted model, not a curated record